UUCGGUUAAACAAUCAGCUUAAUGUUUAUAGAUAGGAAUACAGCUAUUCACUCAUGCGUGGGCGGUGUCAAGCCGAAAGCCUAUGCUAUACUUUGACCACUCUGCAUAAUUGAAAUCAUUUUGUUGUUUAAUAUGUAUGUUGCAAAUUCUAUUUUAUACUUAUUACGUGUGUAAUAUAGCAACGGCCUUAAUUAUUACCCCAUGGUAUUUGAUAUGUUUAUGUUGCAUAGUGACAGCAAUAAUUUGAAACUUUGUUCUAAUGUUAAUGACUUCUUUAAAUGAUUUCUUUGCCACGCCACAGGAUACUCAGCACCUGCUGUCAUAUCAGGUACUCGCAUCAUAACAGGACGUCAUCUUCUUGGCAGGUCACUUGUGGAACAACUGAUCUCCGCGAUUGCGUUUUUGACAGUUAAGUUGAAGUUAAGUAUCAUUAUAUGAAUAAAACCAUCAUUCUCUGAGUUCUCAUGCUUUCAUUUACAGAGUAGAAAACUCAGAUCUUAUCUGUUCAUUUCGUUCAGCUUCCAUGGACUAAAUUGUAAAUGCCAAAUGGUUUACAUCGACUGAUCACAAAAAUACCACCAAUAAAGAUUAUCAAUUGAACGAGACACGCGACGUCGCUUCAGGAUAACAUAGUCUACUAGCUAGUCGCAUCGGAUUAAGCGACAAACGUUUAAGACUAGUUUAUAUUUCAUACCAAAUAUCGCAAAAUAUCGAUAACAUUCAAAAUCUGUAUUUGAGACGUGACGCAAGUGAACAAGACAAUAUAGAUAGCUUAAUCGUUUAAUAACCAAAUUCAAAGAUAGCUUCAAUUGAAUAGCUUCAAUCAUAAUUAUUUUAUCAUCGAAGUACUAAACGAGAGAGAAUAAUUAUGGAACAAUCACGAAAUGCUUCUCUGCUCGUAUUUGGUUUCAUAGUUUUGCCACAGAAAUACGAAGUCGAACGAGAUGUUGUCAUGACAUUAAUUGGAGCAAUGUCCUUGAUAAGUGUGAUAUUCAACGCCAUUUUAUUACUCGUUAUAAUAAAAGACCCGCUUAAACAAUUGCGAAAUAUUACAGCGAUUUUACUGGCUUUUAACUCAGCAGCAAACUUAAGUUUCUCCCUGGUGUUGCUCGUCGACAGCGUGUUUUUCUGGACUCAUGGCAAUUUAUUCCCAGAACUUGUUGUAUACUUGAACUCAUGUGCUGUGAGUUUAUACUUUAUUGGAAACCUCCUACACACCUUAAACAUCUAUGGUACAAUUGUCAUUCCUGUCCGUUACGCUUAUUUGUCUUCGAAAUUCCGUAAGAUAUUGGUUCAAUUUCUUGGAUUAAUAUUCAUCAUUAUUAUAUGUGUGAUUAUGAUUCCUGUGUAUACAUUACCCAAGAACAAAGUCUCUGCCUAUGUUGAAGGAAUGUUAACAUUUGUAUGCGUUCAACUUGCGCUGUUAACUGUAAUAUUUGUUUGUCUAUAUGCAAGGAUAUUUCAAGAAUUAUACGCACGGAAACAGAGACUCUCCGUAUCUUUUAACAUCGAACGUUCAACUCCAUGCGGAAUGAAAAUAAUGAAAAAAAACUAUGAAGUUGCAAAGACAUUAUUCAUUCAUGUUCUUAUCUUUUUGUUAGCUACGGUCCCAGUAGCUAUAAUCCUUAUGAUAGUUCUACAUUGUACUUCGUGUGGUGAUCCUAUCAAGUUUCAACUAGCUCUUCUCUUCACAAUGCCUUGUGUCUACACUACUUUUGUAUUUCAUCCGAUCCUCUGGCUGUUUAGGCUAAACAGCUAUAAACAAGCGAUGAAACAAACUCUAAGUUUCAGUCGAAGAUCAAAAUUGAAACCUUGCAACAAUAAUAAUUGCAGCAUAAAGCCGGAAGAAAAUAAACCAAGGUCAGGAACUGUAUCCACAGUAACUUCGUUCUAACAUUUUAAUUGCAAAGCUGGUGGAAUGAAAUUAGCCUUUUCCCAAAAGAGAUCACUGUGCAUUGUGAGACAGACGACAAAUAUGUGAAAGAGUAGAGGUAUCUACUAUCAAAUAUCAUCUUUUUAGACGACCAAAAAUGAAAUACCUCUUUUUACAUUAAAUUUUUAAUUUAAAUGUGUGCUGUCAUAUUUCUUGUCCCUCCUCAUGGGAUUUGCGCGACUAGACCCAGGACUUUGGGAAAUGGCUAAUUGUUUCACGGCUCUGCUCAGCAAACUUUAGUUACUUUGAUAGCUAAUUAUCAGCCUUGCCAACUGUAAUUUUGUAAAAACCCCGCGGAUUCCCUAAAAAUUCCAACUUUUUACGUCGUUAUAAUUUAGGUGGUUUUCGCGCCAAUUUCGGGCAGGAUAGCCUCGUAUGUCAUGUUGUAAAAACGAAAUUUGACAUCAAAUAUGCAGCUCAAUAGAGUUUAAAUACAAGCGGACGAACCCUAGAUUUUUAACAAAAUUGUUUAUUGAUCAAUUUUACAAAAAAAUCAAUUUCUAAAUUCGAACUUCCCUUUCUCAAAAUAAAAAAAAAUCCCAAGAUUGACUUUUUAAAAUAAAAAAGUCCCAACUGCUUCAAAAAAUCUACCAGGUAAAAUGCCCAGACUUGGCAACGCUGCUCAUUAUUUUUUCCCAUGUUACAUAAUUAUUAAAGACAGUAUAAUUAUUUACUAUUGUAGAAAAAUAUCAGGUCUAUAUAGGGAUCUUUAUAUCCUAGUUAAACAAAAAAUAAUGUAUAAUUAUAUAAUAAUAUCAGUAUAUUAUACAGGAAGUCGUAAAAUUAGUG
Paramuricea clavata is the source of this 2722-nucleotide messenger RNA. NCBI's taxonomy places the organism in Eukaryota, Metazoa, Cnidaria, Anthozoa, Malacalcyonacea, Plexauridae. The record is from the annotation of a GenBank genome assembly.